This is a messenger RNA of Varanus komodoensis (Komodo dragon), 942 nucleotides long. RefSeq names its product proteasome 20S subunit beta 4 (gene PSMB4). Bases 44 to 811 code for a protein of 255 amino acids. The transcript is spliced from 7 exons. Lineage: Eukaryota; Metazoa; Chordata; Lepidosauria; Squamata; Varanidae. Gene Ontology annotation, cellular component: proteasome core complex. The record is from RefSeq and is a predicted model, not a curated record.
CCUGCUCAGUGACUAAGCUGUCGGCGAAGCUGGUGUGGGAAAAAUGGAAGCAAUGGCGCCGUUUUGGGCUGGAGGUCCCGCUCCCGGAGCGCUUUAUUCGCCGCCUUGUCCGAGCAACGAAUCCGGGACCUUGCCUGGGGGGGUCACCAGGACUCUGAGCCCCAUGGUGACGGGCACCUCUGUCCUGGGGCUGAGGUUUGACGGUGGCGUCAUCAUUGCGGCAGACAUGCUGGGCUCCUACGGAUCGCUGGCCCGAUUCCGCAACAUUUCCAGGCUCAUGAAGGUGAACGACAGCACCGUGUUAGGGGCAUCUGGUGACUAUGCCGAUUUCCAGUACCUCAAACGAGUCGUCGAACAGAUGGUGAUCGACGAGGAACUCUUGGGAGACGGACACAGCUACAGCCCGAAGGCCAUCCACUCCUGGCUCACCCGAGCGAUGUACAGCCGCCGGUCCAAGAUGAACCCCCUCUGGAACACUGUUGUGAUUGGCGGCUAUGCAAACGGAGAAGGUUUCUUAGGUUACGUUGACAUGCUUGGUGUGGCUUAUGAAGCGCCUUCUCUCGCCACAGGAUAUGGCUCAUACGUGGCACAGCCACUGAUAAGGGAUGCCCUGGAAAAGAAACCCCUCCUUUCUAGGCAGGAGGCACGAGACCUUAUUGAGCGUUGCAUGAAAAUCCUCUACUACAGGGACGCCCGUUCAUUUAAUAGGUAUGAGCUCACAACAGUUACAGAGAAGGGUGUGGAAAUCGAAGGUCCCAUCACUUCAGAGACCAGCUGGGAAAUCGCACAUCUUGUCAGUGGUUUUGAAUGAAACUGAAAAGCCCAUGGACCUGCUUUGGUUUGGUUUGAAUAUAAUCCCAAAUCAUUUGUUAAAACUAGUUAAGCUUCACAAGACCUCGUACUCUUUUUGUAAAUCACAAUAAAAGUGCUUUGAGACGCUUA